Molecule: messenger RNA, 918 nt
Organism: Pyrus x bretschneideri (Chinese white pear)
Lineage: Eukaryota; Viridiplantae; Streptophyta; Magnoliopsida; Rosales; Rosaceae
Product: ribosome-inactivating protein bryodin II-like
Exons: 1
Coding region: 1-918 (305 amino acids)
Biological process (GO): negative regulation of translation
Molecular function (GO): rRNA N-glycosylase activity
Source: RefSeq, a predicted model, not a curated record
AUGGCACUUGCCCUCUCUCUUUUGUAUGUAACCCCUGAGAAAUACAGCGCAUUCAUCGAAGCACUACGAGCCCGACUCACAGACGGACGACCCACAUCACAUGGUAUACCGGUGUUGCCCCGAAGAGAAGACGUGCCAGACGAUCAGCGCUUUCUUUUUGUUGAUCUCACCAACUAUAACGGCGACACCAUCAGCGUCGCAAUCGAUGUAGUAAACGUUUAUGUGGCGGGAUAUUGUUCUGGGAAUAAAUCCUACAUACUUAAAGAUAACGCUGAAAAUCGAGCUCGAACGCAGAUUUUAUUCCCCACCGCCCCCAGCGCCACCCAGUCCACGCCGAUUCAGCUGCCCUUCACCGGAGACUACGGCGAGCUUGGAGGAUACGCACGACGAAUAGCACAACCGAGUGCUGCUCGUUACCCAGGGUCACAUUCACAUGAGCGUAUACCUACGCUUGAGCUAAUCCCUCUGGGACGCAAUGAACUCGAUAACGCCAUCACUAUGCUGCACUAUGCGGCAUCCCGCUCCGACCAAGCCAGCUCAGACCAAGCCGCAGCGUUUAUUGUGAUCAUUCAGAUGGUCUCGGAAGCGGCAAGGUUCCGGUACAUUGAGAAUCAAGUCCGCACUAGAAUGGAGGAAAACUACUGUCCUUAUAUACCAGACCCUGCAAUGCGGAGCCUGGAAAACAAUUGGUCUGCUCUCUCGGAGCAGAUCCAGAAUGUACCCGCCAAUGGAAGCCGCUUCAAUAGGCCUAUUCAGCUAACAAAUAUCCGCAAUUCUCCCCACGUAGUUGACAGUGUUGAAGCAGACAUAGUUCAGCGGCGGGGCAUCGCGAUUCUCCUCUACUCGAGACAGGUGCCAACCCUUGACCGGCAGUGCUGUGAGACCGCUGGACAUCGUCACGUUCAUGAUGAACUCUAA